AUGUUUUCUGGCCUGCGCUCCCUCAAAGUACUCAUGCUCAACGAGAAUUUCUUCCUCAGGUCGCUUGCCACACCGAGCUGGAGAUCCACGCCAACACUGAGCCAUUUACUUUUAAACGGCUGCAACGUAUCGUCAAUAGAACCUCUUAAUGAAGUUGUCAGAUCACUGGAAGCUAUUUGGCUAUUCUCUAACCCCGUUGAAUGCGAUUGCGAGUCUGUUCCUGUUUUGCGAAGCAUUAUAAACCAAAAUAUAACGCUCGACAGUUCAACCCUUGAAUUUCAUGGUAAACGCUUUCGCUUCAACAAGAACUUCGCCAAUGUUGAGCAAACUUCCUGUCUACUGGUAAACUCUCCUUAUGUUGAAGUUAAAAAACUGUCAGAAGUGUCCGCCACAGAUUUAGACUGUCGCGCAGCCGUCUUCAAGCGACUUUGGCUUUGCUUUUUCAUCAUUUCCGCGCUGAUAGGCACGAUAGUUGUAACUUCUGUGAUGGGAUACACCUGCUACAUGUGCGACGCUGUGCGCCGAGCGGUGCGGAAGAACAACCAAGAUCCCGAGGAAGACUUGUUGCUCAACUCCAGAGCUUCUUCUCAGCGUGAGAGCGUGCGGAAGUACCCAAAACGGAAUGCACGUGCUUCGACUGACGUGUUUAGCGAUGGCAACUUGAUUUCCCUGACACCGAUCACUGUUUCGAACAUUCGCUUUUCGCAAAACUCUAGCAUUCAAUCUGAAACAUGGCAUUUGUAA
Oikopleura dioica is the source of this 744-nucleotide messenger RNA. The record is from the annotation of a GenBank genome assembly. Lineage: Eukaryota; Metazoa; Chordata; Appendicularia; Copelata; Oikopleuridae.